AUGGAGAAGGUGAACAUCGAGCCAUGUGUGAAGAUGGACACCCAAACCCUUGAUCUUCUCAAGAUAAGAGAUGAUGUCACAUGGUACAUAAGGAAGCUAGGCUUGAGCAAGCUCUUCAAGCUAGAAUGUAGUGAGUACUCACAACUCACCAAGGAGUUCCUCUCUACAGUAGCUCUUGCCUUUCCCAACCACAAUGGAGACCAACCAGCUGGUGAUGGACUCCUACUCUUCAAGAUAGGCGAUGCCAAUGGGCGCAUCUCCAUCUCAGCUCUAUGCCAACUCUUUGGACUUCCCAAUGAGACAGCACAUGACUUCAAGGAGAACUCAAAGAGGAAACAAGCUGCCUUUGCUGAUUGGACACACUUUGCCAAUGAACCAUUCUUGCCUUCAAGGUCAAAGGUGUCUAGAAUCACUCAUCCAGCCAUUCGCUAUGUGCACCGCCUCAUCUCCACCACUUUCCAAUGCAAACAAGAAGCCAACAAGGUCACAACUGAUGAGUUCUACAUCCUCACCACACCAUUCAUCAAGCAUGAGUACAAGGCCAACCUUGGACUUUUACUUGCCAAGACAUUCAUCAAUGUGAGGAAGCUAGCUAAAGACUUGGAAGGCAACAAGAAGCUUUGUGUUCGUUUUGGGAGGCUUAUCACGGCCAUAGUACUGCAUGUGGGGAUUGACAUUCCCAACUAUGAGCCACUACCCAAGCCAACCCCUUUGGAUCUCCAUGCUCUUCAGCACAUCCACUUCCUAAACCGUUGGACUAAAGACCCAACUCGGUUUUGCUAUGAGUUUCCAAUUGGUCCAGCCAACACUUCCCUUGUCUUGCUGCCACAUGAGACAUCCCAAGCCUACGCUCAGGAGUUGUCACUUUCCAGCCCAAUGAGGAAGAUUCUAUGUUCCAUCAAGUGA
Microthlaspi erraticum is the source of this 906-nucleotide messenger RNA. Lineage: Eukaryota; Viridiplantae; Streptophyta; Magnoliopsida; Brassicales; Brassicaceae. The record is from the annotation of a GenBank genome assembly.